Molecule: messenger RNA, 3918 nt
Organism: Python bivittatus (Burmese python)
Lineage: Eukaryota; Metazoa; Chordata; Lepidosauria; Squamata; Pythonidae
Source: RefSeq, a predicted model, not a curated record
GAACUACCAGCUGAAGAAGGAAAAACUUUACUUGAGCUUGUGAUCGAACAGUUUGAAGAUUUAUUAGUUAGAAUUUUGUUGCUGGCAGCAUGUAUAUCUUUUGUUUUGGCUUGGUUCGAAGAAGGAGAAGAAACAGUCACAGCCUUUGUAGAACCUUUUGUAAUCUUGCUCAUAUUAGUUGCUAAUGCAAUUGUGGGUGUGUGGCAGGAGCGAAAUGCCGAAAAUGCCAUUGAAGCUCUUAAAGAAUACGAACCUGAAAUGGGAAAAGUUUACCGACAAGAUAGAAAAACCGUACAGAGGAUAAAAGCAAGAGACAUCGUCCCUGGUGACAUCGUGGAAGUAGCUGUUGGUGACAAAGUUCCUGCUGACAUAAGAAUUACUUCCAUAAAAUCCACAACUCUACGAGUAGACCAGUCGAUUCUCACGGGUGAAUCUGUCUCGGUGAUUAAACACACGGACCCUGUGCCUGAUCCUCGGGCAGUAAACCAAGACAAGAAGAAUAUGCUCUUUUCUGGUACAAACAUCUCUGCGGGCAAAGCCAUGGGGGUCGUGGUGGCCACAGGGGUAAACACUGAAAUUGGCAAGAUCCGUGAUGAAAUGGUAGCCACUGAGCAAGAGAGGACCCCGCUGCAGCAGAAGCUGGAUGAGUUUGGGGAGCAGCUGUCGAAGGUCAUCUCGCUGAUCUGUAUCGCUGUGUGGAUCAUCAACAUAGGCCACUUCAACGACCCCGUCCACGGCGGCUCCUGGAUUCGGGGCGCCAUCUACUACUUCAAAAUAGCUGUGGCGCUUGCAGUGGCUGCCAUUCCAGAGGGCCUGCCUGCUGUCAUUACGACCUGCCUGGCUCUGGGCACCCGCCGCAUGGCCAAGAAAAACGCCAUUGUCCGGAGUCUUCCCUCCGUGGAAACCCUGGGCUGCACUUCGGUGAUCUGUUCCGACAAGACGGGUACUCUGACGACCAACCAGAUGUCAGUUUGCAGGAUGUUUAUUGUGGACCGAGUGGAAGGGGAUAGCUGCUCUCUGAAUGAAUUCACUGUGUCUGGUUCAACGUAUGCUCCCGUCGGAGAAGUUUACAAAGAUGAUAAACCCGUCAAAUGCUGUAUGUAUGACGGCCUUAUUGAAUUGGCUACAAUCUGCGCCCUAUGCAACGAUUCUUCUCUGGAUUUCAAUGAAACAAAAGGAGUUUAUGAGAAAGUUGGGGAAGCUACAGAGACUGCCCUCACUUGCCUGGUUGAGAAGAUGAAUGUAUUUGACACAGAUCUGAAAGGAUUGUCCAAAAUUGAACGGGCAAAUGCUUGCAACUCGGUGAUAAAGCAACUCAUGAGGAAAGAGUUCACGCUAGAAUUCUCCAGGGAUAGGAAAUCUAUGUCAGUGUAUUGCACUCCAAACAAGCCUAGCCGGACUGCAUUGACCAAGAUGUUUGUGAAGGGCGCUCCAGAGGGGGUGAUCGACAGGUGUACCCAUUUCCGAGCAGGAAACAUAAAAAUGCCCUUAACCCCAGGGAUUAAGCAGAAAAUCAUGAGUGUCAUCCGCGAGUGGGGCACUGGGAAAGAUACGCUGCGUUGUCUGGCCCUGGCCACCCAUGAUAACCCACCAAGAAGGGACGAUAUGGACCUGGAAGAUUCUGCAAGCUUCAUCACCUAUGAGACCAAUUUGACCUUUGUGGGCUGCGUGGGAAUGCUGGAUCCUCCCCGAAUCGAGGUGGCAUCAUCCAUAAAGUUGUGCCGACAAGCGGGCAUUCGUGUGAUUAUGAUAACUGGUGACAAUAAGGGGACUGCUGUGGCCAUCUGUCGGCGCAUUGGCAUUUUUGGCGAAGAUGAAGAUGUCACCACAAAAGCUUUUACUGGUCGGGAGUUUGAUGAACUUUCACCAGCCGCCCAGAGAGAUGCCUGCUUGAACGCCCGCUGUUUUGCCCGCGUGGAGCCGUCCCACAAGUCUAAAAUCGUGGAGUUUCUCCAGUCCUUUGAUGACAUCACGGCAAUGACAGGAGAUGGUGUAAACGAUGCCCCAGCUUUGAAAAAGGCAGAGAUUGGAAUUGCUAUGGGAUCAGGCACGGCUGUGGCAAAGACAGCUUCGGAAAUGGUCCUUGCGGACGACAAUUUCUCAACCAUCGUGGCUGCCGUGGAAGAGGGCCGGGCCAUCUACAAUAACAUGAAGCAGUUCAUUCGCUACCUCAUCUCCUCCAAUGUCGGAGAGGUGGUCUGCAUCUUCCUGACCGCUGCUCUGGGUUUCCCGGAAGCUUUAAUCCCCGUCCAGCUGUUGUGGGUAAACCUCGUGACUGACGGACUUCCUGCCACCGCUCUGGGCUUCAACCCCCCUGAUCUGGAUAUCAUGGACAAGCCGCCUCGUAACCCCAAAGAGCCCCUGAUCUCCGGGUGGCUUUUUUUCCGUUACUUGGCGAUUGGAUGCUACGUGGGAGCUGCAACCGUGGGAGCCGCGGCUUGGUGGUUCAUUGCUGCUGACGGGGGCCCGAGAGUUACCUACUACCAGCUGAGUCAUUUCCUGCAGUGCAGCGAUGAAAAUCCGGAGUUUGAAGGAGUUGACUGUGUGGUGUUUGAGUCUCCCUAUCCCAUGACGAUGGCACUCUCUGUCUUGGUCACCAUAGAGAUGUGCAAUGCCCUCAACAGCCUCUCGGAGAACCAGUCCUUGCUACGGAUGCCCCCGUGGGAGAAUGUCUGGCUCCUGGGAUCCAUUUGCUUGUCCAUGUCGCUUCACUUCCUCAUCCUCUAUGUAGAACCACUGCCAUUGAUCUUCCAGAUCACCCCUCUGAAUGUGACCCAGUGGCUGAUGGUGCUGAAAAUCUCCCUGCCCGUAAUCCUGCUGGAUGAGACUCUUAAGUUUGUGGCGCGUACUUACCUAGAACCUGGUAAAGAUGGUGGGCCGCCUGCCACCAAACCACGUCCUUUAUCUGCAUGUACUGAAGGGAUCUCCUGGCCGUUCGUGCUCAUGUCCUUGCCGUUGGUCAUUUGGCUUUAUAGCACAGACACUAACUUUAGUGACAUGUUUUUUUCUUGACCUGAAGGGAUAGUAGCUUGGCAGUCAGAGAGAUGUUUAACUUAAAUCAAUUUUUUUAAUUGUUCCAAGCAAUUGUCUUAUUCUGCUGAAUUUUCACAUGAACAUAUUUGCCGGUGACUGAGGUUCCAUAUUCUAGACCCUGGGUUUUCCUCUUUUCUUUUUCUUUCCCCUGACUCCUGUGGGGGAGUCCUCUUCCCCCCCUCUUUUAUACACAAACGAGGGUGUCCAUUGACAUGUACAGAGAAAUUAAACACUAUUUUAUGCAAAUAUUUUUUGUAGAGGAGAAGCAUGUACAGUGUUCUGUUUAAUAGUUAACUCAUCCUUGUAAAAACAGCAAACGUGCCGGGGGGGGGCAGGGACGCUAUUUUGAGAAAACAGUGAUCGGUAGCAGAUUUUAGGGAAUGAAUGUUGUGGUUUUUCCCCCCUUAAACCAGAAGCAUGCAGCUGUUCAUGUCUGCCGCAUGAUGGGUCAUCUAAUCCUAAUUCGUCAUUCAGUUGGGUGUUUUCUGCACUGGGCGGAUUAUACUGCUACCUCAAUAUUUUCCCCCUUCCUUUUUUUUUUUUGGUUUCGUUUCGUUUUUGCAUUUUCCAUACUGUUAACUUUAGAUUCCAGAGGCAUCUUGUUUACGCUCUGUCCUUAAGAGGUAUGCCUGGUCUUGCUGGUGCAGAAAAUACCAUUUGAGAGCCAACCUGCUACAAUUAGAUUUUUUUUUUCCCCCAUCCCCAACACAUGUAGAGGGUUGGUUUUUUUUUUUAAAAAAAAAAAACAAAAACAUAAAGCAGAAACAAAUUAUUUAUUUAAAUAUCGUAUGUAUUUUUACUGUAACAACAUUGUUUCACCAGCAUUGCCCACUUUGGGAGGGUGGGGGAGGAGCAGGAGGAGGGAGAAGGCUAUCUGGAUGGACU